Molecule: messenger RNA, 4205 nt
Organism: Gorilla gorilla gorilla (western lowland gorilla)
Lineage: Eukaryota; Metazoa; Chordata; Mammalia; Primates; Hominidae
Gene: IFT54
Product: TRAF3 interacting protein 1
Exons: 17
Coding region: 162-2237 (691 amino acids)
Biological process (GO): intraciliary transport; cilium assembly; regulation of microtubule cytoskeleton organization
Cellular component (GO): intraciliary transport particle B; ciliary basal body; axoneme
Molecular function (GO): microtubule binding
Source: RefSeq, a predicted model, not a curated record
CGCUGUGGUGGGCUCCGGUGCACUGUGGGAUGGAAACCCGAGCGGCGCGUCCUGGCGGGACCGGGCGGCGGCGGCGGGGCCGGCAGCGGCCAGGGACCCGGGCUUAGGCUCGGCCGGGCCGGCUGAGGGGCGCGGGCGGCCAGCGGGCGGCGGACGCCGUCAUGAACGCGGCGGUGGUGAGGCGGACGCAGGAGGCGCUGGGGAAAGUGAUUCGGAGGCCGCCGCUGACAGAGAAGCUGCUGAGCAAGCCCCCGUUCCGCUACCUGCACGACAUCAUCACGGAGGUGAUUAGAAUGACUGGUUUCAUGAAGGGCCUCUACACAGACGCUGAGAUGAAGUCUGAUAAUGUGAAGGAUAAAGAUGCAAAAAUUAGCUUCCUACAAAAGGCCAUAGACGUGGUUGUAAUGGUGUCGGGAGAGCCACUGUUGGCCAAACCAGCCCGAAUCGUGGCAGGGCAUGAGCCUGAAAGAACAAACGAGCUGCUCCAGAUAAUUGGAAAAUGCUGUCUCAACAAGCUCUCUAGUGACGAUGCGGUGCGGAGGGUUUUAGCUGGAGAGAAGGGAGAAGUGAAAGGCCGGGCCUCACUGACCUCAAGAUCUCAGGAAUUGGAUAAUAAGAGUGUGCGAGAACAAGAGUCCAGAGUUCACAAAAAUACAGAGGAUAGAGGAGACGCUGAAAUAAAAGAGAGAAGUACAAGCAGAGAUCGAAAACAGAAGGAAGAAUUGAAAGAAGACCGCAAGCCAAGAGAAAAGGACAAGGACAAGGAGAAGGCCAAGGAGAAUGGCGGAAACAGACACAGAGAAGGGGAGAGAGAGAGAGCCAAAGCCCGGGCCAGGCCAGACAGCGAGCGACAGAAAGACAGAGGCAACAGGGAGCGGGACAGAGACUCCGAGCGCGAGAAGGAGACAGAGAGAAAGAGUGAGGGGGGGAAAGAGAAGGAGAGACUGAGAGACAGGGACCGAGAGCGCGACCGGGACAAAGGGAAGGACAGGGACAGACGGAGAGUGAAAAACGGGGAGCACUCCCGGGACCUGGACAGGGAGAAGAACAGAGAGCAUGACAAACCCGAGAAAAAGUCAGCAAGCUCAGGGGAGAUGUCUAAAAAGUUGUCAGAUGGAACUUUUAAAGACUCCAAGGCUGAAACAGAGACUGAGAUUUCCACUAGAGCUUCCAAGUCAUUGACAACAAAAACAUCAAAACGGCGAUCCAAAAAUUCAGUGGAAGGAAGGAAGGAGGAUAAUAUUUCAGCUAAAAGUUUAGACUCCAUAGUGUCUGGAAUAAAUAAUGAGCCAAAUCAGGAAACGACAACUUCAGAAAUAGGAACAAAAGAAGCUAAUAUUAACUCAACUAGUAUUUCAGAUGAUAAUUCAGCUAGUCUGCGGUGUGAGAAUAUUCAGCCCAACCCCACAGAGAAGCAGAAAGGUGACUCCACCAGUGAUGCAGAAGGAGAUGCUGGACCUGCUGGCCAAGAUAAGUCUGAGGUGCCAGAGACUCCAGAAAUUCCUAAUGAGCUUUCAUCCAACAUCAGAAGAAUUCCUCGGCCUGGGAGUGCGAGACCAGCCCCUCCCCGGGUCAAAUGGCAAGACAGCACGGAGGCGCUACCAAUGGAUAGGUCAGGGAGUGGUAAAACCGUUUCAAAUGUGAUUACAGAGUCACACAAUUCUGACAAUGAAGAGGAUGAUCAAUUUGUGGUGGAAGCUGCCCCUCAGCUCUCUGAAAUGUCAGAAAUUGAAAUGGUAACAGCAGUGGAACUAGAAGAAGAGGAGAAGCAUGGUGGACUUGUGAAAAAAAUUUUGGAGACGAAGAAAGAUUAUGAGAAAUUGCAGCAGUCAUCCAAACCUGGGGAGAAGGAGCGAUCUCUCUUUGAGUCGGCAUGGAAGAAGGAGAAGGACAUUGUUUCCAAGGAGAUAGAGAAGCUCCGCACGUCCAUCCAGACCCUGUGCAAGAGCGCACUUCCCCUGGGGAAGAUCAUGGACUACAUCCAGGAAGACGUGGAUGCCAUGCAGAAUGAGCUGCAGCUGUGGCACAGCGAGAACAGGCAGCACGCCGAGGCCCUGCAGCAGGAGCAGAGUAUCACAGACUGUGCCGUGGAGCCCUUAAAGGCUGAGCUCGCGGAGCUGGAGCAGCUGAUCAAAGACCAGCAAGACAAGAUCUGUGCUGUGAAGGCCAACAUCCUCAAGAAUGAAGAAAAAAUCCAGAAAAUGGUAUAUAGUAUCAAUUUGACUUCGAGAAGGUGAACACUCAAAAGUUUCAGAGAUGAAAAGUCACCUCAGUUUAAAAGCAAAAAGGAAGAUAGAAAAUCAUUACUCUUUUAAGUUCCAGUUUGCUAAGAAAAUGAACAGUUUACAAUGUUAUUAUCCAGCUAAUUUUCAGAGCUUUAAAACUGUAAGCAUGUUAAGUGUAUUAAAAAAGCCAUGUUUUCUUACCUCCUUCCAGAUGGAAUACUGGCUAGUUAUAAAUAGCGCUUCCAAACACCUCUGUGAAAAGUUUUUUUGAAAGCCUGUUCUUUGUGUUUCUGCUGUAACCUGUUUAGUUCUGUACCAGAACUCUCUAGCAGGUAAGUGGUGUGGGCAUACCAAGGGAACAGUAGUCCUUUAUUUUGGUUUAGUGGAAAGACUUUCAGAGGUCAGUGCCGAAUGAUGACUGUAUACUUUUUGAUAGGCACUUGAUAAGUAGAAUGAGGCCUGAAAAUGAAUACAUUAUAUUUUUAGUUAAUUUCCAUUGGAAAGGGCUAAACUCAGCCUGUCUCCAUAUCAGGUACCUAUCAACUGGAAAGUUUUCAUUUUUGUUUUUUGACCUCUUUGUAAUUGCAUGUACUUCUCUAUGUAAUUUUCCUCUUGAUCUCUACUAUCUUUGCUUGUGUUUCUAGUCCUUAAAGUUCAUAAAUUUAAAAAGGAGAUUUCAGGAUGGCCUUUAUGGACAUUGUCUGGACAUACAUCCUCACUUUCUUCCGCAGUUUACCCUGGUUUUCCUCAGACAGAGGCUAGCGCAGCCCCCCGGAGUCCUUCUUCUCCUUAAGAGGGUCUCGCUCUGCAAAGCAUUGGCGCCAUGCCUUUUCCUUUGCAUGGGUGUGCACACCCGAGAGACAGGCAGCUUAGGAAAAACAACAUAAGCAAGACUUAAAAGGAUGCACUGAUUUACGACGUUUUUUGGUGUUAGCCAUUUUUUUGGAAAUUGUUUUUUAAAGCAAAAGUUUUUUAAAAACAUGGUUUAUAGUUUUUCACUUACAUAUACUAUUGUAAAUACUUAGCAGAGUCUUAAGUUACUGUAUAAAACAUUUCAUUGUGUUUGAAGACAUACUUAUGGGUCUUAAGGUCUGGGUCCUAAUACUUUUAAAUAGUGUAUUUAUUAUGUAAACUGAGGAGUGCCAUUUAAAGUGUGAGGAUUGCCUGAAAAGGUUUUGUUUCUUUUUUUUUUUUUUUGAGAUGGAGUCUUACUCUGUCGCCCACGCUGGAGUGCAGUGGCGCAAUCUUGGCUCACUGCAACCACCGCCUCCCGAGUUCAAGUGAUUCUCCUGCCUCAGCCUCCUGAGUAACUGGGACUACAGGCGCACGCCACCACGCCCAGCUAAUUUUUGUAUUUUUAGUAGAGAUGGGGUUUCACCAUGUUGACCAGGAUGGUCUCCACCUCCUGACCUCGUGAUCCGCCUGCCUCGGCCUCCCAAAGUGCUGGGAUUACAGGCAUGAGCCACUGCACCCGGCCGGGUUUUGUUUCUUUAAGGAUUAGCACAAAUGGCACCGUUGGGUUUUUCUUCAUACAAUUUCCAAAAUAAAUUCUGUACUAAGGUUGUUAUAUGAUUUUCUGAGCUGAAUAAGUUCAGGAGCAGAUUAUUAAGAUCUGUCAUUCUGAAACGCUGGUCUUUUUCUCCUUCCUAUAGUGCACCAUAAAAUUGUUUGAUCAGAUUAUAUUAAACACAUUUUGGGGGAGUGGAGGGACAUGAGUUAAGUAGCCCUUCAUGUAUUUAUAAUCUCUUUUCUACUGAAUCAAAUGACUUAGCCAUGACCCUGAAUGGACCUUGUUUUACUUCAAGUUAAGAUGUCUGCCUUUUAUGAAUUUGUAUAUGUGAAUAGAAUUUGGGGGUUGCAAAAAAUUGCAUACAUUGUAUGUAAGUAAAAUUUUUUAUGAAGUAGUCUGUCAAAUUGUAUCAUAAAGUUUAUUUUUCUUUUAUACGUAAAUCAUUAAAAAUAAUCAUAUUUUUUCCAUAA